Messenger RNA from Aplysia californica (California sea hare), 645 nucleotides. Its product is annotated as transcription factor GATA-4. Gene Ontology annotation, molecular function: zinc ion binding; DNA-binding transcription factor activity, RNA polymerase II-specific; RNA polymerase II cis-regulatory region sequence-specific DNA binding. Lineage: Eukaryota; Metazoa; Mollusca; Gastropoda; Aplysiida; Aplysiidae. Gene Ontology annotation, biological process: cell fate commitment; positive regulation of transcription by RNA polymerase II; negative regulation of transcription by RNA polymerase II. The record is from RefSeq and is a predicted model, not a curated record.
AUAUCGAUCUCCGAAACUAAACUUUGUCGGACACAGACAAUUUUUUUGGGUUACAACCAAAAAUUAAUUACCUAAAAAUUUCCGAAUUCACCUAAUAAAAUCAACUAAUCGGAAUGUAUCAAAACGGUGGCACGCACCAUUCUCUGACGUCACUGUCAGCCACGCCCACUGGCCUGAACAUGGGCCCGCCCAGUUCCUCCAGCUCCUCCCCCUAUACGCACGCGUCCACAGACAACCUGAGCGCCAGCUUCAUGCCCGCUGGUCCAGUCUACGUCCCGCCCAGCCGCCCACCUCAGACAGGACACAUGCCUCCUCACAUGUCACCUUACGGCAACGGGGCGGGGCAAGCUACGGCCACGCCCACCCUCACCGGCACGCCCACUGGCUCCACCUCUAUGUGGCAGACAGACAAUCUGGGGAUGCCUUACUCUUCUCAAUCGGCCAGCUCCCGUUUCGGUUUCUCGCCGUCUCAAAGUGGACAGAUUAUGUCUCCGACUGAUGCUGCUGCAGUAGCCGCCUACGCCAGGGGCCCUUUACCCAGGACCUCAGCCCUGGGGCACUACACGCCCUACAUGGGCGAUUUUAACGCCUGGAGCAAUUUCAGUAACAUGGCUCUGCAGGGAUUCCGCCAGACUGUGGAUCAUG